GCAAAGCAAAUAUUCUAAUUUCUCUCUUUUUUUCCAAAAUCUUCUCACAUUUUCUAUUAGAUAAUCCUUUGUAUCUAAUUUCUCUUCAUGGCUCCUGAUCUCACCACCGCCCCCAAGACUACAACCUUUCUGGUUGAGCAAGCUAGUAUAUCUAGCUGUGCUUAUGUAACAUUCUUGGCUGGCAAUGAAGACUAUGUAAAAGGCGUUGUCGGCUUAGCCAAGGGCUUGAGGAAGGUUAAGAGCAAGUACCCACUAGUGGUGGCUAUGUUGCCUGAUGUCCCAGAGGAACACCGCCAGAUUCUGGUCUCCCAGGGCUGCCUGGUCAAGGAGAUUGCACCUGUGUACCCACCUGAGAACCAGACCAAGUUUGCCAUGGCUCAUUAUGUCAUUAACUACUCCAAGCUUCGUCUAUGGAAGUUGGUGGAGUAUAGCAAGAUGAUAUAUUUGGAUAGUGACAUCCAAUUAUUUGAUAAUAUAGAUCAUCUCUUUGACUUGCAAGGUGGAUACCUAUAUGCUGUGAUGGAUUGUUUCUGCGAGCUAUGGAGAUUCUCUCCUCUCCACAAGAUUGGCUACUGUCAGCACUGCCCUGAUAGGGUUCAGUGGCCGGCUGAGAUGGGCCCUAAGCCUCCCCUUUACUUCAACGCCGGCAUGUUUGUUUUCGAGCCCAGUCUGUCCACCUACAACGACCUCUUGAAGACCGUAGAAGUUACCACACCUACCCGCUUCGCUGAGCAGGAUUUCUUGAACAUGUUCUUCAAGGACUUUUACAGGCCGCUGCCUCCAAUUUACAACCUUAUCUUGUCUUUGCUCUGGCGUCAUCCUGAGAACAUUGAACUUGACAAGGCCAAGGUUGUCCAUUACUGUGCUGCUGGUUCGAAGCCAUGGAGGUACACUGGGGAAGGAGAGAACAUGGACAGGGAAGACAUCAAGAUGAUGGUUAAGAAAUGGUGGGACAUUUAUAAUGAUGAGUCUUUGGACUACAACAACACUGUGGCUACUGCUGGUGGAACUGAAGGCGAUCCGGAAUCAUUCUUGGCUGCGCUGUCGGAGGCUGGUGUUGCUCACUACCUUACCGCCCCAUCUGCUGCCUAAGGCUGUCAAUAGUAGCAAUGGAUUGCGUAGGAAAAUAUGAGGCUCUGUUUAGGUAGUGGGUGAAAUAAUAUUUAGUUUUAGCAAGUCUCCCAUGUAUUAGAAUUGGCGGGUUCUCUACUGGGCAACUCGAAUGCCGUCCAUAAAUAAAGAUAUUAACAAGCCUAUCCAGGCCCAAUCACUUGAUCAAUAUGCUCGAUAUCUCGUAACAAGAAAAUUUUUAAAUAGACCCGAUUCAUUGUAGACUCAUGACCGAGUACAGAGAUUUUUUUUCUUAUCAGAACAUAAUCGGCCCAUAUGUCUACUGAUACUCUACAAUUGAAAUCAAAAUUGAGACAGAGCUUACUGGAAUCAAGAGGUGUUAACUGGACUUCUUUAAGGCCAGUCUACAUCUAUGGGCUCUUAAACUACAACCCAGUUGAAGAGUGCCUCUUUCACCGGCUGAAAAGCAGGUUGCUCAUGCAAAUUACCCAACUCGUCAUGUCAAGGUUAGCAAUUUGUCACCCCAUUGAGCAUUUGGACCAAAAGCAAGUCUAGAAGUGACAUUUAAUCAUGUCAGCAUAAUUAGAAUUAGGAUCCUAUAAAGAGUUGCACGUAAAUUGCUUGAUGAUUUGCUUCAACCAGUUUCAUUGAGUGAUUAUUUUCAGAAGCUAGCUGUACUUGUUUCCGCACAAAUAAUGCCCUCUUUUAAAAGCAUUCAAUGUUUAUGUUUAGCCAUUAAAGCAAAGAAAAACUGUAUAUUUAUUAUCAUAAUAAAUGUGAAGAACAUGCAUGGAAUCUGCCUAGCAUAAAAGCCAUGACAGAUACAGUGUUAAAAAUGGAAAAGCUUUGCAGUGUGAAUGCAGCAGCAUCCAAUGAAGACCAACUUAUUCCACUUAUAAUAUUUUAGCAAACAUCCAAUAGAAUAUGGA
Messenger RNA from Manihot esculenta (cassava), 2000 nucleotides. Its product is annotated as galactinol synthase 2. Gene Ontology annotation, molecular function: glycosyltransferase activity. The record is from RefSeq and is a predicted model, not a curated record. Lineage: Eukaryota; Viridiplantae; Streptophyta; Magnoliopsida; Malpighiales; Euphorbiaceae. Bases 88 to 1092 code for a protein of 334 amino acids. The transcript is spliced from 4 exons.